GGUGCUCCCACCACUCCACCACUCCACCUGCGUGCACAGCAGGGCUGGUCUGAUGGGUUAUGACGGUCAUAUAGAGUUAGCGCGCUCUCUUGCGUGGACAGGACGGCAGUUCUCAGACAGAGGUGCAGCCAACGACCGCCGUGAAGGGAAAUGUGCGUUCGGAUACGCGCGCAAGACGCGUUACCUUAAAUGGACAAACGCACGACUUUUCUUCAAACGUGCAAGGAAAGUUACUUUUUCCGAAAGACAGGCAUCGAAAUAACACGCGCACUCAGUGUUUCGCUUAGUUUUUGAGUUUUCCCAUGUCACUGCGCGAGCAUAAACGCUGCGAGUGGUCCGUCACUGGCUUUGUGCACUUUGGUAACCGUGAUACAUCCCCCAGUUUGAUUGGCUGGUAGACUGGAAGGUGUGGUCUCACUGGUCUGGAAAUAUAGCGGGGUUCUGUUGUCGUUCUCAAUCGUUUCACUCGACUUCGUGCGCACGGUUUUCAAGAGCUCGUUCGACUGCGUGAAAGUGAUGCACCGCGCGACGGACCGGGCCACCAGGCGCCAGCGAUGCGAAGUUUGCAGGAGCCGCGGCGGCUCAGUUCUGUUUCUUUCCCCCGGUCCGAUCGAAAAGUGCUUUUGAGCCUGACGCACGCAACAUGCGUGGCCGGAUCUGGACGGACGUCUGCUAGAGGGGCGUGAAGCUCGGGCUCGACUUGCUUUGCGCGCACGGUCCUGCAGCGUGCGUGCCGGAUGACCACGAGGGAGCCAUGGCCACGUGCAACCGUGGGAUUCAGAUAGUUCUGACCACGCUGGGCGCGUUCGCGGCUUUCAGCUUGAUGACCGUGGCGAUCGGAACUGACUACUGGGUGUACGCUCGAGCCUACAUCUGCAACGCCACCAACAGCACGACGGAGGAAACAGAAAGCCCUCCGCAGCCCAAAAAGAUUAAAGGGGAUCUGACGCACUCCGGCCUCUGGAGAAUCUGCUGCAUUGAAGGGAUCAACAAGGGCAGCUGUUACCGGAUCGAUCACUUCCCCGCAGACGCCGACACCGACUUGGACGGCUACGAGUACGUCCUGCGGAUCGUCCGCGCCUCCAGCCUCUUCCCUAUCCUGAGCACCAUCCUGCUGCUGGUGGGCGGGCUGUGCGUGGGGGCCGUGCGCAUCUACAGCAGACGGAACAACAUGCUCUUGAGUGGGAGCAUCCUGUUCGUGGCGGCGGGACUCGCCAACAUCAUUGGUAUCAUCGUGUACAUUUCCUGCAAUAUUGGAGAUCCCGGUGACAAAAAGGAUGACGACAAGAAGAGCCAGUACAGCUACGGCUGGUCCUUCUACUCCGGCGCGUUGUCCUUCAUCGUGGCAGAGGCCAUUGCCGUCCUCGCUGUGAACAUCUACAUCGAGAAGAACAAGGAGGAGUACUGCAAACGCCGUGAAAUGUUGCUGAAUCCCGCACCGUUGUCCAUCCCCUCCCCUUAUACGCGCAUCUCAAGCUAUCGCUACCGGAGACGGCCGUCCUGCUCCACCGAGCCGUCCCGGGACCCCUCGCCCGUCGGUCGCAAGGCACCCCUGUCCUCCACGCUGCCCCUGAGCGAGAUCUCGAUGUACACGCUGGGGCGGGAGCAUCCGCUGAGGCCGGCCGGCGUUCUGGGCCCCUACAGCUCCGACCAGGAGUCGCUUAGCUUCCUGCAAGUGCACAACUGCUUCCCGAAAGACUUGAAAGAAAGUGUUAACCGGAGGACCACACCGGUGUGAACCUCCGCAAGGUGGCCACCUCUCGCAGCGACGCUUGGAAGAAUGAUUCCAUAGUUCCAUUUUGGAAAGCUAAACAGCAGGCAUUUUGUAGCCGAUUUACAUAUCCGAAGCCCGUUUCCCCAGUUGAGAGCUGUAUUGUGAAAAGAUGCUUGGUUAACAUUGUAGCAUUACUUGAGCCAUAUCUGGCUUUGAGGGGCUUCAUACUGUAUAUUCCACUCUGACCAGUCAAAGUAGCAAUACUUUUAUGAUGCACUGAAUUUUGAAAUGUUAAGCCUUUGUCCGAGUAUUGAUCAAUUAUGGUUUUCUUAACCUUCCUUUUUACUUUGAGCAAUGUACAGUGUAGUGGCAAUAUGUAUGACUUGGAAACAACAAAGUUAAAAGGAGACAUCUGAAAGGUGCUAUUUCAGUCAAUCUGAGAGCAGUUCUGAAUGACUGCCCAGCAGGUAUUGGGUCCUGACACUGUUUGAUCUAAUAUCUAGAAAAAAAGCCAUUUUGAACAACUGUGAUUUGAACCACUGCCGUAUUGCUCGCUUCUGACGUUUACAUUUCGAAUCCAAGAGAAUCUGAGCCCUGAAGAAAAGUCCUAAAACAUAUAACAGGCCUAAUGCUAACUGCACGAUCAUGGACUUCAUGCUCAGGGAAGUUAAUAACAGCUGUUGGGUUGAAGGAUCGUGGCUACAAUAAGGGAGUUUUUAUAACCUUGCAACCACUUUCCUUUGAUUCCGGUAUUGGAGUACUCUUAAAUCCGUGGGGCCCCUCGCCUAAGCAGCCCCUUUAAACUUCUGUUCCUGAUCCAUAAACAAGCUCUUUAACUUCAGCCCUGUGGUGAACCAGUUUUUGGCACAUAUGGUGUAGCACUCAAGCCCAUGAGUAAUUCGCUCCGGUUGUGUUGUGCAGAGCUCACGGAACGUCCCUGAGCUGCUCGUCCCGGUAGGAGAAAGCAUUUGGUUAAUGAAGCAAGCUUGAUUGCCUUAUAGUAUACAGGGUCCAUUCAGCGAAACUACAAACACGCAUUACAGAAUCUGUGGGGUGGUGGAGUUCCGAGCACAGCACUGAGGCCGCUGCCGAAUUCCCAAAUGUUCAAAGACGUCUGUCUGGUGUUCUGUCGAUUUGUCCUACCUUGUCGAAAUGUCCUACCAUAGCGCAUAUUUAUAGAUCCUAUCUAUCGAUCCGUGCUAACUUGUCGGAAUAUAAUACCAUAAGUGUUCUUUUCUACUUUUUCUCCAUUACUUCUGUGACCUUAUUGGAAAAUUUAACCAACCCAAAUAAUCCUAUGGGUAGCAGAGUUUGACAAUAUAAAUACCUGUUUAACAAAUGCUAUUCACAUAAAACUAAGACAAUUUGAUGGGCUAAAUCAGAAAUGGCACUUGAUUUGAUUAAAGAUGAGACAGUUUGAUAUGUUAAAUCACUCUAUCAAAGCAUGCUCUCAGUGUUAAAACUGUAGGUAAGACAGUUUUGAAGGCUAAAUCACAAUAUCAGAAUAUGUGCCUAGUGUUUAAUAUUAGAGAUAGGACAAUUUGAAAUAACAUAAGACAUUUAAAAAAUGAAACUUUUUUUUUUACAGAUGUAAUUACAGUCAUCGAUUAUUAUUAUAAUAGGUGUUAGGGUAUUGAUGGGUGUUAGGUGUGAUCAGUGUUGAAUAUGUUGGUUGGUGUUUGGUGUGGUCAGUGUUGGAUAUGUUGGUGGGUGCUUGGUGUCAUCUGCGUCUUGCUGCAGGAUAGACUGUGAGGGUUGUGUAAUGUAACGGUUAUGACACCAUCACACUAUAUGCAUGCAGAAUUUAUCUGAGUGUUUAAUUGUAUUUCAGUUUAAUAAUUUGCUAAAAAUGUCAACAACAACAAAAAAAGAUCUUCAAACUAUUUAUCGUGACCGUGGUGUUUUUACUUGUAAAAAACGUCACAGAUCACAGUAAAAUGUCACAGUACAAAGUAGCAAGUCUUUGAUAUGUUGGGAGCUAGUGGAGGAAAAAACAUUUGAGUCCAGAUGUUGUCUUUGAUCACAUGGGUCUGUUAAAUUCAGCACACUUGACAUAAUGAACAUAAUGACUCAAACCAGGUAUUAGAUGCUAACUACAGAGAACACUUGACUGCCUAGAGGAGAUGUUUGAAAAUGGUUAAAUGAUCUGACAUGCAUGAAAUCAAUGCUUCUUAGAAUAAAUACUAAUACGAUUAAUAGAGUGUUUUCUAAGUAAAUAACUUGGAUAAAAGGUUUUUUUUCCCUUCUAAUUUUCUCAGGGGCCUAAAACAUUUACACAGUACAGUGCAUGUAUAUGUAUGCAUAUAUGAGAGAGAGAGAGAGAGAGAGUUAAGUUGAAAUCUGGAGGGAUAUCUACAAAGAUUUAGCCUCUGUGGCUUAUACCUUCAUAUGUGUGAUUCCUCAGACAAUAAACGUGUGUGUACUGUCUAAUUUUUUUUCCUUUUCUCUAAAGAAAACUAAUUUUUAAAAAGGAAAUAGAAGUACUGCUCAUUAAAACAACCGAGAUGCUAUUAUAUGAUCAUAUAUUAAUUUUAAAGACACAGUUAACUAAAACUACUACAUAAUGUGAAAUAAAUCAGUUCAUUGCACCUUAUCUACAAACAUAUAGUGGAAUCGUGCGCGCUGGUGCUUACAGGUGGGUAAGGGAAAACUAGCCCAGACCCCCAACCAGGCACUGGAGACUUGGACUUGCCAUACACACUUCAGUGUUGAGUUAAUAUGUAUUAAGUUGAGUUAAUAUAACAUAUUAGACGAAAGUCUGAAUUUAGACUAAAACAAUUUGACGUUACAAAACACAACAGCCUGCUAAUUAGAAAUAGAGAUGACAAGACCACUUCCGAGUUUGUUUGGAAUUGCACACUUUCUGAACACUAGAAGAAAAAAAUGACAACGUUAAGCCGAGUUUACAUAAUGUGCCUGACGACGUCUGAAGUAAUAUUAAAUUACAAAGUAUUACCUUGUACCAAUGAUGAGAACAAAACAACCGAUUCAAAUCGUGGGGCAAAAUUCCCAAGUGGCAUGUAUUUAUGCACGCCCGCUAAUCCGCGGGGUCCUAAUGGCGUUGGGCGCGUGGAUAAGAACCCCGGGUAGGGCAGCUCGAGGGGUAGAAUAACAUGUGAGAGCACCACGUCUCUUAAAAACACUUUUACAAAGUCAUUAUUAAGGUAAUAACGUCUGGCAGUAGACGGACAUGGCGCUAACAGUCCAGGAUGAAGAAUGGCAGUCACUGAAGGCGGUUCGUUAUCAUGUCUUAUUGCUGUGAUCAAUCAAACACGGACACUUGCUUCUCCGUGGACCUUAUGAAGUCGUCUCAUAACAUUACCAGAGGAAAUGUGUAUUCCCAGCAGACUAUUGUCAUGGCAACAGUUAACAAACACAAAGUGAAUUAUGCUCCGAUGCAAUCUGUCUUACUGCUGAGACUAAACAAUGACAAACAGCGUCUUGUUUUCAGUCUCUCAGUAGCAGAAAUGCUAAAUCUUUUAAUGGUUUUAGUAAAAACACACCAUCGUGCAUACCUGUAAUUUAGCACCAUGCUUUAUGUUAAUCUAACACAUCUGCAGUGCGUAUUUGUGAAAAAGUAAGAGUCUACCUGCGUGUUAUUUGUCUGCUGUCUCUGACUGUAGUUCUCCUCAAUAAAAGACACUACGUUGAUGUUGUACCUGUAGUUCUCCUCAAUAAAAGAUAAGAUGUUGAUGA
Messenger RNA from Electrophorus electricus (electric eel), 5410 nucleotides. RefSeq names its product calcium channel, voltage-dependent, gamma subunit 4a (gene cacng4a). Gene Ontology annotation, cellular component: postsynaptic density membrane; AMPA glutamate receptor complex; voltage-gated calcium channel complex. Gene Ontology annotation, molecular function: voltage-gated calcium channel activity; channel regulator activity. Gene Ontology annotation, biological process: calcium ion transmembrane transport; neurotransmitter receptor internalization; regulation of AMPA receptor activity. The record is from RefSeq and is a predicted model, not a curated record. Lineage: Eukaryota; Metazoa; Chordata; Actinopteri; Gymnotiformes; Gymnotidae.